Spinacia oleracea (spinach) is the source of this 1571-nucleotide messenger RNA. RefSeq lists its product as uncharacterized. The transcript is spliced from 5 exons. The record is from RefSeq and is a predicted model, not a curated record. Gene Ontology annotation, cellular component: nucleus. NCBI's taxonomy places the organism in Eukaryota, Viridiplantae, Streptophyta, Magnoliopsida, Caryophyllales, Amaranthaceae. The coding region runs from base 99 to 1253 and encodes 384 amino acids. Gene Ontology annotation, biological process: regulation of DNA-templated transcription.
ACUCUGACACACAAACUCUGCAACUCCCAUCACUCCAUUUCCAUCCAUUCUAGAGAGAGAAAAAAAACUUGGAGAGAGAAAGCUUGCCUCAACCAAAAAUGGUGAUGACCUUGAGGAAAAGGGUUCCUCCAAUUUCACCACAAAGUGAAUCUGAACACGAUUCCGAAUCCGAACCCGAAAUCUCACCAAAAAGGGCGAAAACCCAGAAAAACCCUAAUCCCAUCAAGAAGACAGAGACUUUAUCCUCCUCAGAAUCCGAAUCAGAAUCAGAUUCUGAAAAGGAAAAUGAGGUUUCAUUUGAGUAUGAGAAAAUUAGAGAGCAGAGGAUUAGAGAAAACAGAGAAAGAAUGGAGAAGCUUGGAAUUUUCACUCUUUCUUCUCAAUGCUUUAAUGGUAAUCAAAAGGGUGUUCCUCGCAAAAAGCCUGCUCCCCAGAAGAAGAAGCGGUAUCCUCCUCUUUAUCCUCGUGUUCGCGACCGUUCUUAUGACGCUGCUCGCAGAUCUGAUAGGUUGAAGGAUGUGCAGCGAGCUCACAUCAUGGAGACUGAGAGAUCGUUGAAAGACAUGGGAAUUUGGAUACCGGAGGAAUGGAAAACCGAGAUUUAUACCGAAGAAGAUGAAAAGCUUUUGGGCGAUUGUGAGACGAAAUGGACUUUAAAGGUUGAUGGAGUAGACGAAGAUGGUGAUCGGUUGUAUAAUCCUGAUGGGACACCUUGUCACCAAUGCAGGCAGAAAGUUCAUGGGAAACUCACCUACUGUAGCAAAUGUAGGUCUCCCCUGGGGAAGAUUUGUGGAGACUGCUUGUACACAAGGUAUGGAGAAAAUGUUCUGGAAGCUGUUGAAAAUCCGACUUGGUCAUGCCCAUCAUGUCGUGGGAUAUGUAACUGCAGCCGCUGCCGUCGGACAAAGGGAUGGGAUCCAAUCAAUAUUCAACACUCAAAGGUCAUUGAAUCAGGAUUUAAAUCCGUAGCACAUUAUCUUAUCCUAACUCGACGAGCUGGUGCCACGAAAAAGGAGUUGAAUGAUGGAGCUGUGGUGCUUGAUUUAACAGCAGAAGAGAAAACAGCAGCACCACAGCCUGAUGAAGGCUCUGACUAUUCUGCUGAGUCGUCAGAGUCUGAAUCUGAUGAUUCUGACAGUGAGGAUGAGUCAAAGGGUGAAAAGACUAAAAAGGAGCAGCCUGUUGAAAGUCAAGUUGAUACUACUGAGGUAUCUAAUGAAGAAGCUGCUGAUAUGGUACAAAAGAUUAACUGAAGUAUGUGCACUACAUUUAGUCUUUUGACCUAUGGGAAUUCUGAAGGUUUUUACCCUUAUUUUUGCUAAGUAAAUAGUAGAAGUAGUAAUUAGGAAGAUGCAGGCUGGCAGCUUGUAAUCCUUGUAUAGCAGUAUCUGCUUAUUUUGUCAAUGUGGCAGGAUUCCUGAUUUACUCUUUGUUCUGGUUUUUGGAUUCUUGAGAGGAGGCCAUUUUGUGUAGUUUGUGCCUUUUUGCUAUGAAAGAUUGUGUUUCAUCAAAUGGAUUUUUUUAAACAAAUUUGAAAGAAACAAGAUUCCAUGAAAGAUUACCUUGGUAAA